Linum trigynum is the source of this 3965-nucleotide messenger RNA. NCBI's taxonomy places the organism in Eukaryota, Viridiplantae, Streptophyta, Magnoliopsida, Malpighiales, Linaceae. The record is from the annotation of a GenBank genome assembly.
CCCCAUCAAUUUUUUGAUGACGUGGCAAACGAAAUUGUUGAAUUGGCUGUCAAGUUGAUGAGUCAUGCAAUUUGACCGUGGGCCAGCUUGGUGACGUGGAGUCUGACCUCUCUAAAGGACAAGGUCUCGCCCAAAUCUGAGUCGACGAGGGCGGAGAAAUCGGGAGAUGAGGUGACGGCAGCGGAGCUAAAGAGGAAGGAGGUCAGUGAGAGGUCUGGGUCUGUCGGGAAAUGACCGGUGGUCUAGGAGAGGAGUAGAUCUGAGUGGCGGCGGAGGGGCUGAUGAGAUUGUUGAGGAGGAUGAGUGAGAUAAAGUGAAGGGGUAGAGCAAGCGAUGGAGGAUGGUGUGGUGGCUUUUAGAGACGACUUCCACACGGUGGCGGCGAUUGCUGUUCUGCACGGGGGCGAUUGCCCGAAGCAUUCCAAUCGUCGUAUUUCGGCUUCCUCGCAAUCUCCUCCCCCAAUGCUGCCGCGACUACUUGCAACCCGGCAUACACAGUCGGCCAAAUCUCCAACCAGCGAUUCCAAUCUGAAACUAAUCGUCACCGUCCCUGAACUCGUCGACUAGAUCGCCGGUUUCGAUAUGCCGCUGAUUCUGCUGGAUGAUUCUCUGGGCUGCCGAAUUCGAUGCGACGGGGACAGUUUGGCAGUACUCGGAACUAAUUAGCCGGAGAGGGAGAAGCGGAACCAGAGUUGCUAGAGGCAGAGGUGAAGCGGAGCAGUGCGACAGCUCUUUUCUACUUGUCGGGGAUGGGAGGGAAGAGCAAGGAGAUGUUGUCGAGCCCUCUUGUCUCCCUGGUCUUGUUUGCCGGCAGAAGGUAGAAGAAGGAGGGGAAAAACCGAGAGGGUUAAGGUUAAUGUUGGGUUGGGUUUUGUUUAUUAGUUCUUUAGGCUUUUUUUGUUUGUUUGUUUGGUUGGGUAUUGUGGGUGUGGGUGUGGCUGUGGCGGACUAGGUGAUCAAUUGCAUGACUCAUCAACUUGACAGCCAAUUCAACAAGUCUGUUUGCCAUGUCAUAAAAAAAUUGACAGUGUUAACGGACUUUGACGGAGACUAGCGGUCAGUGACUAAUGGUGAAACGAUUCGUAAAGUUAGUGGCGAGUUAGAAAUAAAAGUAAUUUGAGUGGCAAACGUGAAAGAUUUACGUAAUUUGAGUGACCAAACAUGUAAUUUAGCCAAAGAAAAACAAAGUUGUUUUCUGGCUUAGUGUUUUUCCUCCUCAAAUAUUGUCAAGCAGGAAAUUUUCAGCAAGGGCUUGGUGUUCUUCUUUUCUUUUCCGUUUUAAACAAAUUUCAAUAGUUUUUUCCUGCGCAAAUUAUUGAGUUAGUUUAAUUUAUUAAUCCAAUAUUCUACUAUAUUAAACAAUCAUUUCAAAAAAAUUAUGAUAAAGGACAUCAUCACAAUUGUCAAGGCUACAUCUUCGUAUGUGCAAUAUAACCGAUAAAUCACAUAGUCAUGUGAACAUUUGUAAUAACAUGCUAAUGUGGUGGAAUGGAAUGGAGUGGAGGUUAAAAUGAGGCAGGGGCGGACAUUAGUGCGGUUAGGACAGCAUCACACCGCACCACAUCAUAAUCGGACCGCACUGCAUGUUCGAUCGCAAAAUUAUUGGUGCAGUGCAACCAAAUCGCAUAAGUUAACGGUUUGGUAUGAUUUAGAAUGCACGACAUUUUGACCGCAAUUCAUUUUGGUUUGUACGUAAUUAAAUAACAUUGACUUUGUUUCCCUGCCACCAAAACAGAGCAGUCCUCCCAACAAUCUUUACUCCUUACACAAUCGUCGAUCCAAGCCUUGAUUUCUUUCCCCGGAGAUCCAUGCCUACUUCUUCUUCUUCUGAUCCGCACUACUUAGGGGUGGGCAUUGGUGCAGUCAAACUUCUCCAAACGGCACCGAAUCGCUUUUAAGAUCAAGUCAAAUUGGACCGCAAUAUGGUCUGAAUUUUUAGCGGCUCGCGAUUUGCAGUCGGAUUAAUCCAAAAACCACACUGUUGCGGUUCAAAACUUCAAACCGUAAAUGAUUUGCAGCCUAGUAAAUGAUUAUAUUGCUCAGCUUAGGAGAGGGCUACUUACAUGUAAUCGGCAGCGGAAUCCAUGUCCGACCACAACGAUCUCCUGCUCGCUUGCCUUCUGGGAAUUACUACUGCUUCCCAAUUGGUACUGUUGCAAUUAGCAUGAUCAUAAGCAAUGCCCGCCAUGGCAAAGUGCAGCAGAGCAGUUUCCCCCUAUUUCUUUCUUUGCCAGAUAUGGGUUUAUCAGUUCAUCUCAAUUUCUCUUACUAUUGAAGAAAGCCAAAACAGAGCAGUUUCCACCUCACGGAAAAAGUGAAAAAAAUAUGUAGGAAACCAACUUUGAUAAAAAAAAAAGAGAGAGAGAGAGAGAAUUCGCCAUUACAAACAGAAACAAGCUUUUCUCACCAGAGCUUCAAGUCACUUCUUCUUCUUCUUCUUCUUCUUCUCAAAUGAAAAUUAUGGUCCCUUAUUUUCUCUUGAAAUUGAUGAUUGCCAACACACUCUAUUUUCAUGUUAGUACUCUGUUUCUUCUCCUUCCGCUGCUGUUGCCGCCGCUUCUAUUCUCUCAAAGCUCUCCAUUUAUCACUGAAAGAAGACAGCGACUCCCAUCUUCCCCUCCUAUCUUGGCCGAUUCAGCAAAGUUGUCGGUGACUUCUUUGAUCUCCAAUUCAGUGAACACCAGUGAUAAUUGGGUCAUGGGUUCUGUUGAAGUUGAAGCCUGCUAUGCUCUGCUUUUCUUCAGCUCCUCUGCCUCUCUUGUCACUUUACCAUGCUCCAUCUGCAAUUUGUCUCAUUCUAGCUUUUGAUACUUCAUAAAUUCCACGACGGAGGUAAUCUUCUACUCCAGGCUCCAGAUCUUUCACCAUUUGAUCAUAAACCGCCAUUUGUCUAUCGAGCGUAUUUUUCUGUUCCAAGGCAACCCGAAGUUCUUCCUUCUCUUUUGCGAGGACCUCCUCUUUCCUUACGCCGCCUCAACUCUUUCGAAAAAUAUCUAACCAAUUAAUUAUUCAUUUUUUAGCCUAAUUGUUCGUUCUCUUAUGGUCUGGCCAGUAAAUUGAAAGGUUCCUAGUUGGUAAGUGAAGGUUGAUUUAGCUUUUAGUUAUCUAUCACUUAUAAUAAAUUGCCGUCAAAUAUGCUAUGCGGUAUAAAUCGCACCAAAUUGCUAAUUUAUGCGGUUUGGUUUGACAGCUUCAUUUACAAUGUGGUCCAACAUGCGGUGCGGUUUAUAUUAAUACAGUGUGGUGCAGGCCAAACCGCAUCAACGCCCACCCCUAGCACUACUCGGCCACAGACGACAACCGCUCCCACUCUCGCCAGUGGAGGCGUCGGUUGUCCAGGAGCAGGAGGGGGUGGUGAAGAUGAUGACGGAUUUGUGCAUUAAGCUUUUUCUUUGUCCUGUUCGAAAUGAGUAUUGAAUUGUGCCGCUAAUUUUGCUUAUCCAGGUCGAUGGCUUAUUGCCUUACGGUGCGUUUUGAUAGGUGUAUUUUAAAUGUAAUGUAUUUGAAAUACUAGUAUUUAAAAUGCAUUCAUUUGAAAUAAAUGUAAUUCAAAUUCCUUGUUUGGAUGCUCAUUUGUAAUUUGUUUGUAUUUUAAAUUUUAUAGUUUUUUAUUCUCAUUUUGAAUUUUCUGGUCACUUACUACAAUUUUUGGUAAAUUACAGUUUGGUACCUAAAUUUAUUUUUUCUUACAAUUAGGUACCUAAACUUUUAAAAUUUUGGUAAAUUACAGAAAUUUUGAUGAUAAAAUUACAUUUUGGUACCUUUAUAUGUUUUGACUCACACUAUAGUACCUAAACUUUUAACAUUUUACAAAUUGGUCCAAUCUUUUGCUAGGAGGUAUUUCAAAUCACUAGUUGUUGAAAUGCAUUUGAAUUUUGAAGUUGACAAGUAAUACACUAGACAUGUAUUUGGAAAUCACCCCAUGAAUUUGGCACAAAUCUAAAUACUAAAUGUAAUUAAUAUCC